Molecule: messenger RNA, 688 nt
Organism: Brassica napus (rape)
Lineage: Eukaryota; Viridiplantae; Streptophyta; Magnoliopsida; Brassicales; Brassicaceae
Product: guanine nucleotide-binding protein subunit gamma 1-like
Exons: 4
Coding region: 137-418 (93 amino acids)
Biological process (GO): G protein-coupled receptor signaling pathway
Source: RefSeq, a predicted model, not a curated record
UAAAAAGUGUACGGAAGAGGGGGUGAGAGUUUCUUUUCUGAGAGUGUCAGAUCUGAGAGCGAAGGAAGGAUGCGAGUGGGUGACAAUCGGUAAUAGAGAGCAUCAUAGAAGCCGCGUGACCUCAUAUCGAAUUGAGAUGGAGGAAGCUGCUUCUGUGGGCGAUGCACAUGCACGGGGGAAGCACAUGAUCCUUGCGGAGCUUGGUCGUGUGGAACAGGAAGUCAGAUUCUUGGAGAAAAAGUUGGAAGAGCUCGGCCAGACAGAUAGUGUAUCAACCCAGUGUGAGGAGCUGCUUUGUGUCAUCGAGAAAUCACCUGACCCUCUCUUGCCACUGACCAAGGGACCUUUGAACUUAGGAUGGGACCGGUGGUUUGAAGCACCAAAUGGGGGAGAACGCUGCAGAUGCUUUAUACUUUGAUUCAUGAUAGUAAAAUGUAGUAGUUACUAUAUAGGCUUGGCAUUUUUGGUGGUAAAAUAUCUUUAACAUGGGACCAAACUAUUAUCAAAAUGUGUGUGUUUCAACAUUGUGUGCAUCUUCCCUUACUAGUAAAAUCGUACAGGUUACGAUGAGCAUUGGAUUGUAUAUAAUGGUUUAGUUGCACGUAUGUAAACAGUAUAUGUUUAAUUUUGUCUGUAUGAGAUCCGAGCAAUGGUGUAUUAGCUUCUCAGGAGCAUUUUCUUUCUCUAA